AUGGCGCGAGAGUAUCUUUACCUGGCUUCGUCCGCCGUCCUGGGGGCCUACAUCCUCUGGACGGCCGCGGAGAAAUACCUCGCCUACAGCGACAGACCGCCAUUCUCAUCCUCCAACAACUCGGCGUCCGCCUUCUUCGCGACGCUGCUGCUGCUCCCGACGUACAUUCUCUUCAAAAAGGCGCAGUACCUCCUCAAAAUGAAGGCGCGCGGCUGCGCAGAGGCGCCGACGUACCCGCACAAGGACCCGAUCUUCGGGAGCGACUGGGUGCGGCAGUCGAUAGCGAAGCAGAACGAGCACGGCAUGCUCGAGUGGUGGGCGGAGCUGUUCGGGCAGCUGGGGAACACGUGGUGGGUCAAGACGCCGGCGACGUGGGUGCUGAUGACGGCGGAGCCGGAGAACACCAAGACGAUACUGGCGUCCGGGUUCGCGGACUGGGCGAUCACGGGGUUGAGGAAGGACGCGAUCGCGCCGAUUCUGGGGGAGGAUGCGAUCUUCGCGGCCAACGGGCAGGCUUGGCAUGACGCGAGGGCGAUGAUGAGGCCGACGUUUGUGAGGAACCAGAUUGCGGAUUUGGCGUGCUUUGAGAGGCAUGUUGGGAAUCUGAUGUCGAGGAUUCCGAAGGACGGGAAGACGGUUGAUUUGCAGAAUUUGUUGUACAUGAUGACCAUGGACUCGGCGACUGAUUUCAUGUUUGGCAACUCGACGAACAUGCUGACGACUCCAUCGGCUGAAGCCUCUGAGUUCACAGCUACGUUCGAGUACAUCAUCAUGCGCUCGGCGAUCCGGGCUCGUCUAGGUCUGUUCACCUUCCUGAACCGCGACAAGAAGUGGGACGAAGGGUUGAAGACCAUCAACCGCUUCUGCGACAACUACAUCGGGCGAGUCAAGGCCAAGAACAAAGACCCGGAGCGGGGGUACGUCUUCCUCCACGAUUUGAUGGACCAGAAGACCUCCCCUGACUACAUCCGCGCGCAGCUUCUCUCCAUGAUUCUCGCGGGCCGCGACACCACAGCCUCCACGCUCUCAUCGCUUUUCUGGAUUUUGGCCCGGAGACCUGAUGUUGUCUCUCGUCUGAGAACAGAGGUGGAUGAGCUCAAUGGUCGACAGCCGACGUGGGAAGAGAUGAAGGAUAUGAAGUAUCUCAACCAUGUUCUGAAAGAGAUCUUGCGGCUGUACCCGUCUGUCGCAAACAUGUCGCGCGGCGCAGCACGGGAUACCACGCUCCCAGUUGGCGGCGGACCCGACGGCAAAUCACCCGUAUUCGUUCCGAAGGGAACACUCGUGCGGUGGUCUACCUUCGCCUUCCAAAGGAGAAAGGAUCUCUUUGGAGAGGAUGCAGACGAGUUCCGCCCUGAGCGCUGGGAGGAUCGCCGUCCAGGUUGGGACUACCUGCCGUUCUCUGGCGGUCCUAGGAUAUGUAUUGGCCAGCAGUUUGCGCUGACGCAGAUGAGCUACUUCGUCGUGAGGAUGUUGCAGACUUUCAAGUCAAUCGAGCCCAGGGACGAGAGACCUCUGGCGCAAACGGUUGGCAUCACCACCAAGUUGCCAUACGAUGUUCUUGUCGGGUUUACACCGGCGUGA
This is a messenger RNA of Colletotrichum karsti, 1584 nucleotides long. Its product is annotated as cytochrome p450 52e1. Lineage: Eukaryota; Fungi; Ascomycota; Sordariomycetes; Glomerellales; Glomerellaceae. The record is from RefSeq and is a predicted model, not a curated record. Bases 1 to 1584 code for a protein of 527 amino acids. Gene Ontology annotation, molecular function: heme binding; oxidoreductase activity, acting on paired donors, with incorporation or reduction of molecular oxygen; monooxygenase activity. The transcript is spliced from 4 exons.